Molecule: messenger RNA, 5701 nt
Organism: Cataglyphis hispanica
Lineage: Eukaryota; Metazoa; Arthropoda; Insecta; Hymenoptera; Formicidae
Product: ribosomal protein S6 kinase alpha-5-like
Exons: 8
Coding region: 158-3391 (1077 amino acids)
Biological process (GO): intracellular signal transduction; protein phosphorylation; regulation of DNA-templated transcription
Molecular function (GO): protein serine/threonine kinase activity; magnesium ion binding; ATP binding
Source: RefSeq, a predicted model, not a curated record
CGUGUUAUAUCGCAAAAUACGUCUCAAUUGAGGUGGUUAUAUCGAGUUUUGGUUACCGGUGCUGCGAUAGUACGCGCGGAGACGUCCAGUAGGACGGCGAUAACGGUGACAAGUGCGCCGCGAAAGGGACAGAGACAGAUAGAGUUGACGGGAGGGAAUGGAGAACGCCAUGCAGCCGCCGCUUCCACCCCCACCCCCACCCCCACCCGCUUGCGACAUGCCACAGAGUAGCAGCACGGAACAGACGGUCACCCACGAGUUGACAUUCGGAAGGAAUUCCAUGAAGGAGGAAGAAAACACCGUGAAGAUGGUUGUAGAAGAGAACGACGUGAAAACCGAGAAGUCCGAGGACGUAAUAAUGCUGAGCGAGGACGAGAAUCGGACAACCUGCGAAUCCGAUUUGAGCCCGUCGAAGAAAGAGAGCGGUUAUUUCGAAGAUAACGGCGAGAAGACGACGAUUGGCGAUAUCAUUGAGACGUACGCCAAACAAUAUGGCAGCGCUAUCCUCAGUAUCGGAUGUAGUAUCAGCACCGAGAGCAAUGGAUUAAUCAUUGACGAGGAAGCGGGUCUCUCAGACCAAGAGAACACCGAGCUUCAAGACGCUUCGACUUCCUUCUGCUUGACCGAGCAUUCAAAUGUCACAGACGAUCUCGAUGUCAGGGGGACGAUCGAAGUCGAGAUCAAGACGAGCGAAUUUGUCGAGGCUGAGUCCAUGCAAAUCCAAUGUGAGUCCAAUAAUGAGACGGAUCCUCUCGGCAAUAUUGACGACGGGAACACAUACGAUAUAGUAAAUCUGACGGGUAAUGGAAGCCAAAAAGUCGAUAUGACGCACUUUAACGUCCUGGAAAACAUUGGUAGUGGAGCUUACGGAAAAGUCUACCUGGUGCGAAAGCUGGUGGGUGUUGAUGCUGGUAAACUUUACGCCAUGAAAGUUUUGAAAAAGGAAAAGAUUGUAGAAAAAAAGAAAACGACGGAACAUACGAAGGCCGAGAGGAACAUCCUGGUGGCCAUCCGGGACAGUCCCUUCUUAGCAACCAUUCACUACGCGUUUCAGACUAAUGAAAGGCUCUGUUUAAUCUUAGAUUAUGCGGCUGGUGGCGAAAUGUUUAUGCAUCUGUAUUUUCGCGAGCGUUUCACGGAGGACAUGGUCCGAUUUUAUAUCGGCGAAAUUAUUUUGGCGCUAGAACGUCUCCAUGAUCUUGGCAUAAUCUAUCGAGACAUCAAGCUCGAAAAUAUACUGAUGGAUAAAGACGGGCAUCUCAUAUUGACAGAUUUCGGCCUUAGCAAGGAGUUCCUACCGCACGAGAGAAACGGCAACGCGCGCACCUAUUCGUUUUGCGGAACGAUCGAGUACAUGGCGCCGGAAGUGGUACGAGGGGGCUUGACCGGUCACGAUAUUGCUGUCGAUUGGUGGAGCGUGGGCGUGUUGAUAUAUGAAUUGCUGACCGGCUCAUCACCUUUCUCGCUAGAUGGCAAAAACAAUCAGCAGGAAAUUUCGAAGAGGAUUCUGAGAAGCGAUCUACCGUCGAAGCCAAUUCAUCUGAGUGAUACUGUGUGGGAUUUGAUCAGGCGUUUGCUCAUUAAAGAUCCGCGAAGAAGGCUGGGCGGUGGACCAGGCGAUGCCAAGGAGCUCAAAGAUCAUCCCUUCUUCAUGAAUGCCGCGCCGGAUUUCACUUGGGAGGCUUUAGAAAAGAAACAAAUUAAACCGCCGAUUGUUCCACUGAUUGCGCAUGAAUUGGACACCAGCAAUUUCUCGGACGAGUUUACAAAAGUACCCGUCACCCAGAUGACCCCACCGAUCAUUGAUGAUAAUAAAAUUGACUGGCAUUUCAGCAACUAUUCGUACGUGGCGCCUUCCAUAUUAUCUAUUAACGACAAGAUGAGUAGAGGCAUCUUCAGCGACAAGCAGCAGCCGUCGCUGUCCGAUCUGUACAGCGUGCGUUUCGAAGAGUCCACGUUCUUCCAGACGUACGAGCUAGAUCAAGGAAUGCCGCCUUUGGGCGACGGCAGCUUCUCGAUUUGUCUACAAUGUCGACAUCGCAGUACCCGGCAGGAGUACGCCGUGAAGAUUAUCAGCAAGAAAGUGGACAGCAGCCGCGAGGAGAACUUGCUACGCGCUUGCCAGCGUCACGCGAACGUAGUGAAGCUGAUAGAAGUUCAUCACGAUCGGCUUCACACAUAUAUCGUAAUGGAAUUGCUCGCGGGCGGUGAAUUGUCGCAACGACAGCGACCAUUUUCAGAGUUGCAAGCGAAGCGAAUAAUGCGGCAACUGGCGUCCGCGGUGCGAUAUAUGCAUGAAAGCGGCAUAGUACAUCGCGAUCUGAAGCCGGAGAAUAUUGUCUUUGCAAAUACAAGCGAGGAUUCGCCGGUGAAAAUAGUAGAUUUUGGUUUCGCCCGGAUGAAGAAUAACUGCGAGCUGUUGCGCACGCCCUGUUGCACGCUUCCGUACGCCGCUCCCGAGAUCAUAGCCAAGCAGGGAUACGACGAGAGCUGCGACAUGUGGUCCUUGGGCACCAUUCUCUAUUUCAUGCUUUCCCGCGAUCCACCCUUCCGAGCAAAUUCAUCUCACAUGGCGAAUCGCAUCAGAAAUGGCGAGAUCGAUUUCGACAGCGAGGCUUGGAGUCAUGUGUCCGCCGCGGCGGUGCAGGUUCUCAAGGGUCUGCUGACAGUUGAACCAAAGAACAGGCUCACCGCGAGAAAUCUGAGAUAUCAUUCGUGGAUAACGACGAUCAACGAUACGACGCUUCCCCCGGCGACGCCUAUCGUGGAUGUGAAUCACGUGGAUUACGCUGUGGCCGGUCCCUCAACGUCGAGCACGGCGGAGCGCGAGGGCUUCCGAUUGCGCGAGGUUGGCGAUGCCAAGCUGGCUCAACGUCGCAAGAAUAAAUGUUCCACUUCUAGCUCGUCGUCACGACCGUCUUCUUCCUCCUCGAGUCCCAUGUCAUCGAUUCAGUUGCGUCCACCGAGCGCCAUGGCGAGUAUUGCGAACAACACUUCCACAUCGUCCCCGAGCGUCUUCGAUUUCAGCGAAGAAGCAAUCAACGAGUACCUGACUUCUUCUUCCUCCGAUAAUUCUAACUCUCCGACGUGCUCGCUUCUUCAAAAGCGAGCCAUGAAGUAUAUCAACCGCAAUUUCGAGUUUUCGGGUCGUGAUACGAAGUAUCGACGCGACAUCGAUAGCGAGAACAGUUGCUGCAGUAGUAAUGGACCAAUGACGCGAUCGCGAAAACGCAAACUAGUAGAACAAAUAAGCACAAGCGGAGAUGCCAGUUCCGAUAUUUCCGAAUCGUAUGAAUCACCCUCGCAAAUUGCGCAGGACGAAACGAGCGUUCACAGGAGGCAUAAAGCCAGCAAGCGGCCCAAACGUCCUCCCACGAUUAUAGUCGAAUAGUUUUUCUCUAUUUAUGCUCCAAUAAGUUUUUAUCGUUUCCUAUGCAUUUUACACAUGUAACACGUUUGCCUUCGGCGUUUGUACAAAACGCAAACAUCGCAUCAUUCCUAUUCUCACAAGAAUCUUAGAAAAUAUCAUAUAUAUAUGCAUAUAUAAAACUAAUUAUAUAUAACUACAAGCCAUCUCCUAUUAUCUAUAGAUCAACGUUUAUUUAUGUAAAUGAUGAUUAUACAAGCACAUUUUUUUGUGCUAUUAAAAUAUCUGAUACAUAAAAAAGAUGUAAAACACUACUGUAUUACUAAGAUCAGGGUUCUCGAUGAAGUAUCGAUGUUUCUCCGUGAGAGUUUACUCAAAAUAUGUACAAAAUUUUAUUUUUAAUACCGCCAUCGAGAGAGAAAUAAAAUGGUGAGAAUUUUAUUACGUUAAACGGGGUUGUCUGUGAUUAUAAUGCGAGAACGAUACAUCUUAAGUUAUUAUAGCUUAUACGAUAAGUUAUUUUAACUUAUUAUACGCUCCCGUUAAAAUUUUCUUCCGCCGUCACUUCUUGCAAUCGAUAAUCUUAAUGAAAUCACGGUAACGAUCGACGAGCCAACACGAAGAAAAUUUUAACGAAUAUUUAUGAUGACUGUAUAAAUGGUGAAUGUGCCUAAGAAAACUCAUUGCGCUAUGAGUACAUUAAAUUAAUGUAUUAGAGAUUAGUGGCAUACGUGCAAAUAUAAUAUAAGCAUCUGUUAUUUUCACCAGUGGUAGCUUAUUAGAGACAAGAAGAAAAAAACUGAAAAGUCAGAUUUGCUUAAAAGAAAAUGAUACAUACUUUUCUCUUUUAUAAAUAACAAAAUUGAAAAUGAUGAUUAUUACAUUUAUACGAUUUUUAAAACAAUUCUCUUUAAUAAUUAUUUUAAAUCUAGAGCUAUUAAAUAUAGAAAGCGAAGAAAAGAAACUAAAUUGUAUAACGUAAGAAAAAAAAAUAGAAAUUAAAUUGUACAACAUAAAAAAAAAAAAAGGGACGGACAGGCGAAAUUUUGGAAAAAUAACAGAUGUUUUUGUUAUCGAUAUAAUCAAACUGUUGCGAGAAAAUAAAUUAAAUUCAGUUAAGCUAGACUCAAGUAAGCUAGAUUACUUAAGUUAGUUGUUUUAAUUAAUUCGUUUUCUAAAUUUGAUUUAGGUAGAUUUCAUUAAGCAAAUCAUUAGGUUUGAUUAAAUAUAAGUUUAAAUAUAAAUUUAUAUUAAGAUUAAAUAUAAAUUUAAGUUUAAUUUAUUAUUUUGACUUAGUUUUCAUUGCAAUAUUCGACCAAAUACCUUUCUCGCAAAUUGAUUUAUAUAUCUGAGAAUAAUGAAAAUUGAUUUAAUGAUUAAAUUCUAUUUUGAAAUUUAUAUUGUAUUUGAAAAUGUAAAACGUUUAAAUUGGAAAAGAAGGGUAUUUUUUCCUCCCCACAUAUUUUCCCAUCACCAUCAAAAGUACUGAUUGCGAGAGGAAAUCUAUUUGUAAUAUAUAUAUAAAAUAAUUUGCAUUUUUAGUUUUGAAUUUUUAUUUUAUAUAUUAGACAUACACCUUACUCUAAUUAUUAUAAUGAGACGGCUGUCUCACUUGUUAUGCGGCAAUCGCUGUGAGAGAUGAACUAGCAAAAUGGCAAAGACUGAAAUGUGGUUGUAUAUCAACUCAGGGAACAGACGCGUGUUAAUUGGAUAAGGUCUUAUGUUAUUUUGUAUUGAAUUAGAAUUAUGCGAAAAAUAGCAUGCACACAUGCUUCUACCAAAGAUGACUGAAGCAACACUGCUCUUUAAUAAGACCAAAAACAAAAAAAAAAGUACGAUAUCGGCGGUAGCGGCGAGAAAUUAUGUACUAUAAAUAUAUUAUAAACGAGAGGUAUUAUCGAAAAUUUUUCAUCAUUUAAUUAUUACGUAAAAGUAUUUAAGACAAGGAAAGUGCGCAGAUUAUAUAUUUCAGAGAAAGCAUUUCACGCGCUAUAGAGAAUAUUCUUUAAGAGAGAAGAGAUAUACAUAUAUAUAUUUCUAUGUAGAUUCGUAUAUAUAAAAGUCAUUACAUCUCAUAAGUCAUAUAAGUUGUUUGAAAGAGAACAAAUCAAUUUUUUCUAGUAAUAUAUUACUUGUUAUGUUAGGAUGCUCCUUCGAAGUUUUUAUUAGGUGACAAAUAAGAAUAUAAAUAGAUAUGUAGAAAGUUAUUAUAUACAAGCUGAAGGGCUUGUAUCUUGCGAGAAUAUUGUUCUGUUGCUAUAAGUACGUAAAAGAAAAGAGAACCUACCUUUGUUACCACUGGUUGUUAAAUAUACGAUGCAAUAUUUUAUAUAA